This is a messenger RNA of Cylicocyclus nassatus, 564 nucleotides long. The record is from the annotation of a GenBank genome assembly. NCBI's taxonomy places the organism in Eukaryota, Metazoa, Nematoda, Chromadorea, Rhabditida, Strongylidae.
AUGACUGUUCCCAGCGCCAAAACUUUACCGGAUAAAGACGCAGCAAUAGCAAAUUUGGAGGCUCCAGGCACUCCGUAUUCACCGAUGAGGAAGGUACGAUUCGAGCCAAUGCGAUCUCCAGAGGAGCGUCCAAAGAAAGAAGACGAUGCUCCGUUGACAGCUAUCGACAUUGAUAGUUCGAUAAAAAGGAGACGCCCGAAGCCGCCAGCGUAUCAGGCAGCAGCAGCAGCAGCUGUGAGACGAGAACAAGACAUGCGCCAAAGAGAAGAAGAGAGAUUUAUGAGACCACCUAUGGAAGAACCGGCGGUAGAGAAACCAGCCUUUCAACGUGUUCCCGAUAUGGUUCCUAUCGAAAAAGGGAUUGAUCCAGGUUAUCCUGCUCAACGUAUAGUUAUCAGCAAAUAUCCGAAUUGCUGUUGUGGAAGGAGAGGUUUGUGUUAUGGAUGCUGUGGCAGAGGUUCUACGUCAAGGCAAAGAGGUUACAUACAAGAUAAUUAUGAAAAUGAUCGCAUUCGAGGAGAACUACAACGUCUCGAUGUAAUACUGAAGAAUCUCGACGACUAA